AGUGAAAACUUCAGUGAAAUGAGAGAGCACGGAGCCUGCCAGUCGCCCGCCCUGCACACACACACACACAAACACAUUUAACUUCCCACUUGCAGUGUGACCUGCCCUCCAGUGUGACUUAUCAGCUGUUUGGCUUUUGUCACUAAAGGAAAACAAAUUGUGGAAUGUCCUGCUCUGCAUGCUUAUGAGAUGGCCGAGCUAACUUAGGGGUUAUGAGGUGGUUUGCAAGUGAGGAGAAUAAUGAUCUUCAGUUUCUGACCUCCUGGCACGGUGGCGGGCGGUAUUUAUCAGGAGGUACAUGUGACUGGUUAAGACUCAGAGCCCCAGCCUGAAGGAAACAGCUGCUCUCGGCGUGCUCCGGCACUUGGCAGCUGGACAGGCAGAGUGCUGAUGUGAAAAAUACCACCAUGACAAAACCACCCCAGUUCUCCAAAGUACUUAUCACUCAGGUUGAAUAAACCAGUUCUACAGACUGCGUCUUCCAUGCAUUUCCCAAUGGUGCUAACUGCCCUUAAAAUUAUUUCAGAUUUGGAACUCUAUCUGUAUGGAAACAACAGAGUUUUCUUGAAGUACAACUAAGGACAGGUCACCACUAGGCACUAACGUCACUGACUUGCAUGAUUAUGGAGAUGGUCUAUCUGAUGCUGAAAAUGUCUCUGGUUUUUUGACAACGGCUAAAUAACCAUGGGAUCAAGUGGCCUUGGGAAAGCAGCAACAUUAGAUGAACUGCUGCACACUUGCAUUGAGAUGUUUGAUGACAAUGGAGAACUGAAUAAUAGUUACUUGCCAAGAAUAGUUCUACUGAUGCACCGAUGGUAUUUAUCUUCCACUGAAUUGGCAGAAAAACUUCUCUGCAUGUAUCGAAAUGCCACUGGAGAAAGCUGCAAUGAAUUUCGGUUAAAGAUCUGCUACUUUAUGAGGUACUGGAUUCUGAAAUUUCCUGCAGAGUUUAAUUUGGAUCUUGGUUUGAUUCGUAUGACUGAGGAAUUCCGGGAAGUAGCUAGUCAACUAGGAUAUGAAAAACACGUCAGCCUCAUCGACAUAUCCAGCAUUCCUUCCUAUGACUGGAUGAGAAGAGUCACACAGAGGAAAAAAGUAUCCAAGAAGGGAAAAGCCUGUCUGCUGUUUGACCAUCUGGAGCCCAUUGAAUUGGCUGAGCACCUCACUUUUCUGGAGCAUAAAUCUUUUAGAAGGAUCUCAUUCACUGAUUACCAAAGCUAUGUCAUCCAUGGCUGCCUGGAGAAUAAUCCAACUUUGGAAAGAUCGAUAGCUUUAUUUAACGGAAUCUCUAAGUGGGUCCAAUUGAUGGUUCUUAGCAAACCAACCCCCCAGCAAAGGGCAGAAGUCAUCACAAAGUUUAUCAAUGUUGCAAAGAAGCUCCUUCAGCUCAAAAAUUUUAACACCCUGAUGGCAGUGGUGGGAGGCCUCAGUCAUAGUUCCAUUUCACGCCUCAAAGAGACGCAUUCUCAUCUUUCUUCAGAAGUUACAAAGAACUGGAAUGAAAUGACAGAGUUGGUCUCCUCCAACGGUAAUUACUGCAAUUACCGCAAGGCCUUUGCCGACUGCGAUGGCUUCAAAAUCCCCAUCCUUGGAGUACACUUGAAAGACUUGAUAGCAGUCCAUGUCAUUUUCCCAGACUGGACGGAGGAGAACAAGGUGAACAUUGUGAAAAUGCACCAGCUCUCCGUUACCCUGAGUGAACUAGUCUCCCUGCAGAAUGCCUCUCACCACCUAGAACCCAACAUGGAUUUGAUCAACCUGCUCACACUUUCCCUUGACCUCUAUCACACUGAAGAUGAUAUUUACAAACUGUCACUGGUGCUGGAGCCUAGAAAUUCUAAAUCGCAGCCUACCUCCCCUACGACACCCAACAAGCCUGUGGUGCCCCUCGAGUGGGCAUUAGGGGUGAUGCCAAAGCCAGACCCCACGGUCAUCAACAAGCACAUAAGGAAAUUAGUUGAGUCUGUAUUUAGAAACUAUGAUCAUGACCAUGACGGGUACAUUUCCCAAGAGGACUUUGAAAGUAUAGCUGCCAAUUUUCCCUUCUUGGAUUCCUUCUGUGUGCUGGACAAAGAUCAGGAUGGCCUAAUUAGUAAAGAUGAAAUGAUGGCUUACUUCCUGAGAGCGAAAUCCCAACUACACUGUAAAAUGGGACCAGGAUUUAUCCAUAAUUUUCAGGAGAUGACCUAUCUCAAACCAACCUUCUGCGAACACUGUGCAGGAUUCCUCUGGGGCAUAAUCAAGCAAGGAUACAAAUGCAAAGACUGUGGAGCCAAUUGUCACAAACAGUGCAAAGACCUCCUGGUUCUGGCCUGCAGGAGAUUUGCCCGGGCGCCCUCCUUGAGCAGUGGUCAUGGGUCACUGCCUGGAAGCCCCUCGCUGCCCCCAGCACAGGAUGAGGUGUUUGAGUUCCCUGGAGUCACUGCUGGACACAGGGAUUUAGACAGUAGAGCCAUCACACUGGUUACAGGCUCUUCUCGCAAGAUCUCCGUGAGGCUACAGAGGGCCACCACCAGCCAGGCCACCCAGACUGAACCUGUCUGGUCAGAGGCUGGCUGGGGGGACUCAGGGUCCCACACCUUCCCUAAAAUGAAAUCCAAGUUCCAUGACAAAGCAGCAAAGGACAAAGGCUUUGCCAAAUGGGAAAAUGAGAAGCCCAGGGUGCAUGCUGGUGUGGACGUUGUAGACCGGGGCACGGAUUUCGAACCUGACCAGGAUGAAGGAGAAGAGACCAGACAGGAUGGUGAGAUAGCCUGUCCAGAAGAGGUGUGAAACAACAGUCAUAAGAAGUCAAAGCUUAACUUACAGGAGAAGCAGGAAGGCACCCCAGAGUUCCUUUCCCAUGGUCUCCAAUUCUUAUGUCGCACUCUGGCUGUUCAAAGAGAUCCCUCUUUCAUCUAUAUUCUUCUCAGGACUCCCUUCCCCCUACUUUCCUCACCCCAUUCCCUUCAAAACAACAAUAAAACUUUCAAAGCACUUCUUGGCAUAGUCCUCUUUGUGCCAGUAUCAUCCCCUGGUGUGCUGAUUUCAGCCUGGUAUAAUGAGGGCUGCAAUCUGCUUCAGGUAAUUCAGUUGAAGGUAUAAAUAUUCAAUCCCAUUCCUUUAACAUUCCCAAUGACAUUUCAAUUUUUAUAAAAGAUGAUUAAGAAUCAUUUGAAUCUUAGGAUUUCCGGUUAUGUGACAAAGUGAGAUUCUUCUGACAUUAUAACAAAACCAGGUUUGGAAAAAGAUAUUUUCAAGGCUCUCAGGUCCUACUAGAAGCAGAAAAAACUCAACUUGUGUAUCAAAUUUCCUAUACCCAAAAUGUAAUGCUAGAAGGAUACAGUCCAUAAUUUUAGCAAAUCAUUUCUGAAAGGCUGCCAACUCCUGUUCCAAAACAAUAAAUACAUCUAAGUUUCUGGAAAGGUCAUUCUAAAUGGAUUUGACACUGUAAAAUCUUAACGUGUUCCAUACAGCAAACUGUAUUUAUGAGUUAAAACGUCAAAACAGUAAAACCCCACUGUUAUGACAAUAACCACUGUUUUUGUACAUAAGGCUUUAUUAGAACACUGCCACACUCACUCAUUUAUAUAUUGUCUAUGGCUGCUUUCACGCUGUAACAGCAAAGGUAUGUAGUUGUGACAGAGAACUUAGGGCCACAAAGCCAAAAAUAUUUACUAUCUGGCCCUUUUAGAAAAAGUUUGCCAACUCUUGUUCUAGAAAAUCACAUACUACAUGAUUUAAUACAUUGGUUCUGUAAAUUUGGGAUAACAUAGUUCAGGUAUUCACAAAAUUAGGUUACCAAUAUCAUUACCGUGAAAAAACUUUAAUCGUAAUCGAUGUGUUCAAAGCACUGGGAAACGCACUGAAGAUAAAAUUUUUUAAAACAUCAAAAAGAUGAUCUCUUCCGACAAUCUAGUUAGGAAUAAAGAAUAUAUGCAAAAAUAAAAGAUGAAUAGUUCUUCAUCUACUAGGAACUCAGAUCUCUUACUUACUUAAUUUACAUAAGGGUAACACUCUGAGAACCAUAAAAGGCCAAUAAAGAGCCAGAGUCCUUAAUCUGAUACAUGAGAGCUUUUCAGCCACUCACUCAAAGGCUAUUCUAUUUUACCAACAAUUCUAAUGAGGCUGGUUUGUUUUCCCCCCUAAAAUACAAUGUAAUAAAAGAUUCGAAUCAGUGAGGUAAGGGUGCUGGAAAAGUAAAAUUAUAGCAUCCAGAUGUGACAACUGGUACUUCGAAAGAUGAGAAAUAUUUACACAGACCAAGUAGAAAAUGAGUACAUGUACGUAAAUGCUAGAAUAAAGACAGGUUACAAACUGAGAAUAUUUUAGAAAGGGAGAAUCGGCAGAAGCAAAGAUAAAGAGGGAAACAGUGGUAUAUAUAUGUAGGAAGAAUAUAAAAAGUGAGUGACCACUAGAUGAUUUAGUCAUGUAAUUGAAGACCAAAUAGCUGUAUAUUCUUGAAAAGCUUUUGAGGUGAUGAUAGCACAUUAAAAUAAAGUCUAGAAUUAUGACCCAGAGUCCAA
Piliocolobus tephrosceles (Ugandan red Colobus) is the source of this 4505-nucleotide messenger RNA. It is a transcript of the gene RASGRP3, whose product is annotated as RAS guanyl releasing protein 3. The coding region runs from base 685 to 2772 and encodes 695 amino acids. The transcript has 18 exons. Gene Ontology annotation, biological process: Ras protein signal transduction. Gene Ontology annotation, cellular component: plasma membrane. Lineage: Eukaryota; Metazoa; Chordata; Mammalia; Primates; Cercopithecidae. Gene Ontology annotation, molecular function: guanyl-nucleotide exchange factor activity; calcium ion binding. The record is from RefSeq and is a predicted model, not a curated record.